This is a messenger RNA of Cuscuta europaea, 1651 nucleotides long. Lineage: Eukaryota; Viridiplantae; Streptophyta; Magnoliopsida; Solanales; Convolvulaceae. The record is from the annotation of a GenBank genome assembly.
AAGAUACGAAGAGCACCGGUGGGAUGGCGUUCUACGUCAAUAGCAGCCUUGUCACUUGGGCCUCAUAGAAGCAACAGAGUGUUGCACUUUCAUCCUGUGAAGCUGAGUUCAUGGCUGCCACGGCAGCAACUUGUCAAGGAAUAUGGAUGCGAGGUUUGCUUAGUGAGCUCGUAAGGCACAAAUUGGAUCCAGUUACCAUUUAUGUUUAUAAUAAGUCAGCAAUUGCAUUGAUGAAAAAUACAGUCUUUCAUGGGAGGAGCAAGCAUAUUGAUAUUCAUUUCCAUUUCAUACGUGAGUGUGUUGAAAAAGGUGAAAUUGUGAUCAAGCACGUGCGCACAGAAGAACAGCGGGCUGAUAUACUCACUAAGGCAUUAGCAAGAGUCAAAUUUGCAGAAAUGCGUGAGCUGCUUGGAGUUAAAGGCCUCACCUGAUCAAGUUUGGAUUAGGGGGAGAAUGUUGGAAUUAGCCCAAACUAUUCCUAAAAUUAUGGGCAUAACACAUGAUCCGAUUUUAUUGUUUAGUUGGUUAGUUUUGCUUUCCUAUUAUUUAGAAUCACGGAGUAGUACGUGUUCAGUUAGUUUUGUUUUCUCCUUAUUUAUACUGCAACAAGCUUGUUGUAUGAGGUGUGACUGAUCAUCAAAACAGAGUAAUAUACUUCAGUUUAGUUUAUUCCGGAUAGUGCUUCAUUCUUGCUCUCAAAGUGUUUGCUUUAUUGCCUCAAUAAAAAUAUUGCUUCUGCACUUUUCAAAAUCCUGGGCAGUGAACUACACAAGAUCGAUGACCACCUGGCUUGUGCCGUUGCUGGAAUAAUGUCCGAUGCCAACAUCCUCAUCAACACAGCCAGGGUCCAGGCCCAACGUUACACUUUCUCUUACCAAGAACCCAUGCCUGUCGAACAGCUGGUCCAGUCGCUCUGCGAUACCAAACAGGGUUACACGCAGUUUGGUGCUCUCCGUCCGUUCGGAGAUUCCUUUUUGUUUGCGGGCUGGGAUAAGAACUACGGCUUUCAAUUGUAUAUGAGUGACCCAAGUGGGAACUAUGAGGGCUGGAAGGCGGCUGCGAUUGGGGCGAACAACCAGGCAACACAGGCGAGGUUGAAGCAGGACUAUAAGGAUGAGAUCACGAGGGAGGAGGCUGUUCAGCUUGCUCUUAAGGUGCUUAGCAAUGCGAUGGAUUGCACUAGUCUUACCUCUGAGAAGCUUGAGCUGACUGAGGUGUUCCUUUGUAAAGGUAAGGUUAAGUUCCUGGUUCACUCACCGGAGUCUCUCGAUAAGUUGCUGGUGAAGCUUGGCUUGACCCAACCAACUCCGGAGACCUAAUUAACGCGUUUCUUGCUUGCUGCAUAAGACUUCUUGAAUCAGUCUGCUCUUUAGUUUUAUUUCCAGACCAAACUUGUGUGUUUUAGAAGUAACUUCAUAACUGCUGUUCGUUUACCAUUGGCAUCUUGCCUCAUCAUAUGUGGGAUUGUUGAUUCAAUCAGUAUUGCUGCUUUAUUUUAUCAGACGGCUGCUCUGUAAUAUAUGCCAGAUCAUAAGUUCGACGUCAAAAAAAAAAGAGUGUGUUCGGAUAGUUUAAAAUAAGAUUCACACAAGAUACAAAUAAGGUAGAUUCUAUGGUACCCAUAAGGUACCAUACAUUUGUCCACAUGGAG